UAGGAGAGGGAGCACAAAUCUCGGCGUAAAGUGUCUUCAGAAGGUACAAUAAUGUUUAUACUUAUUAAUCCUUUCUUCGUAGAAAAUCCAUCUGCUUCUUCAUCUAAAGUGGCGAUGAGCGUUAUGGCUGCAAAAGAUGCCUUGGAAAAGGCUAAAAAGGCCGAACAAGUACAAAAACAGAUUCAAGAACACCUUAAAAAGAUUAAUCUUACCAAAAAACUAUUGCCAACUACGGCAAAUUUGGGUAUAAGACCAUUAUUGCUAGACAGUCUAGGUCAAGUUCUUGAUGAAUCAGGAAAUGUGCUAAAGCAAAAGCCAAUUAUUCAUAGCACCUUGAAGAUUAAUCGUAAUUUGACACUUGAGAAGCAGAAGAAGGAAGUUGUUGAAAAAUCGGCGAAAAUAGCUGAAAAGGCCGAACGAACACAGUACAUGGAUCCAACCCUAAAUACAAUCAAGAAAAGGAAACGCGCCGCAUUCAAUUUUGUAGAACCUGGUACAUACAUAAAGCAGGAAAGACAACUUCAAAGGCAACAGGAGCAAAAAGCCUACGGAUUGAACAAAAAUAACUUGGCUAUGCAAAAGAAACUAGUUUUGGAACAACAGGACCAACGAUCAAAUGCGCGACUGAAACUAAGUAUAGCAGAGGAAAAAGGAAUUAGCGUUGGUGAGGUAACCGAAGAUUUAUCAAGCAUUAACCCUAAUCUUAUUCCAAUAAAGAAGGGGUUGAAACUAGAGAAGAAAGAUUCUUGGGAUGAUGAAGAACCGUCACUUGAAUGGUGGGAUCGCGGAGUAAUACUAUUGAAGAACGGAGAAGAUCCGUUUAAGACAGCGAAUGCAAAAAAGCACCAAUUCCUUGUUAAUAUUGACCCAGAGGAAUGCGUUAUAAAUGACAAAAAAUUCACAACAUAUAUCGAACACCCAUGUAAACUAGAUGGUAAAAAGAAAAAGCCCAAUCAGAUACCUGAAAUUAUACUGACCAAAAAGGAAAGGAAACGCUUGCGUAGGCUUAAACGGCAAGAACGCCUGAAAAAAAUACAAGACAAAAUUCGUAUAGGUAUCCUUCCUCCACCUCCUCCUAAACUUAAGCUUUCCAACUUGAUGCGGGUCUUAAAAGAUCAGUCCGUGGCAGAUCCAUCCAAAGUUGAGAAACAAGUCAGGGAGCAAAUGGAAGAACGCUUGCGCAACCAUGAAAAACGGAAUGAAGAGAGAAAACUGACACCAGAACAAAGAUCCAAAAAACAUGCUAAAAAAUGGCAGUUGGGUAAACACGAAGAUAUUGAAGCUGCAUUGUUUACCCUAAAAUCCUUGGCAAAUCCAAGAUUGCUAUUCAAAGUAGACAAAAAUGCGCAGCAAUUUCAUCUGACUGGUUGCUGUGUUUUGGUCAACAAUGGCCCUGCAUUUGUAGUUGUAGAGGGAAGCAAGCUGUCGAUAAAGAGGUACACGAAGCUACUAAUGAGGAGGAUUAAAUGGGAUGACUAUGAAUUGCAAAGUGAUAUAGUUAACCUACAAAAAACUGAUGAUAACUUUUGCAAGCAUGUCUGGGUAGGCAGCGUCAAGAAGCGAAACUUUCCUCAUUGGAGUGUCUAUCCGGUUGAAUGUGACGAAGAAAUCGUGGAACUACUCAAGCAAUUCAAAGCUCUGCACUAUUUUGAGAUGGUACAGAAGUAUAGAGAUCCACUUGACGAUAUUUAA
Molecule: messenger RNA, 1692 nt
Organism: Theileria equi strain WA
Lineage: Eukaryota; Apicomplexa; Aconoidasida; Piroplasmida; Theileriidae
Product: pre-mRNA processing factor 3 PRP3 domain-containing protein
Exons: 2
Coding region: 52-1692 (546 amino acids)
Biological process (GO): mRNA splicing, via spliceosome
Cellular component (GO): U4/U6 x U5 tri-snRNP complex
Source: RefSeq, a predicted model, not a curated record